AUGGACGACUGUGCUGUACUAUCAAACUCGAUUAAUAUGGCAGCGUCCUUGGAUGUAGACCUGCAAGUGAUGAUGAACCAGUAUCCUCAACAGUCUGCUCAUUCAAAUUCUUCUGGCCAGCACUAUAUUGGACAAAACUCCCAGGAGCACACAUUGCAACGACCCAUCAAUGCGGCAGAUUUCGAACAGCAUAGCAUAAACUCAUUACAAGGGCAUCAUGCUCAGCCCGUUGCUGAUAUUCCUGUUGGAAUAUUCAACCAACCGGAGAAUACCCACCCCAGCUUUCAUACUCCCCACCACUACUACCCUCCGUAUGCACAAAAUCGUUCUCCUCAAAAUCGCGAGGAUGUGGAACUGACUUCUUUUUACGGGGCCAUGCCAAUUUCGGAGAAGUAUAAUUCUACUUCCGCCGCACCCCAGCAACUGCAGUUUCCAGGUACUACUGAAAAUCUCAACGGCCCCAAGGAUCACAAUUCAACGUCGGGUCCGCCACCCACCAAGAGGAAGCGUGGCCGACCGGCCCUUUUUCCCUCUAGCGAUAAUGACGUCGGCAGAGGCGUGCUUCCCGAGGAUGAGGAGCACACCUUGUUCGGAGCCAUCCGCUCCGGUCGUGCCUCCCCUCAAACUUUGGUUGAUGAUUGGAUAGAACAGUAUAAGACAGGUCGGGCACCAGCGAUGUUGGAGUUGGUUCAGUUCUUCAUCUCAUGUUCGGGAUGCAAAGGGAAGGUUUCCUUGGACAUGUACAACACUCUACCCCACGCUGAUAUUAUUAAGCGUAUGACGGAGGAGUUCGAUGAAGACUCUGGUGAAUAUCCCCUUGUCCAAUCCAGUCCUACUUGGCGUCGAUUUCGAUCUAAUUUCGUGGAGUUUAUUCAAGUUUUGAUUCGUCAAUGUCAGUACAGUAUCAUUUAUGAUCAAUGUAUGGUGGACCAGAUUGUCUCCCUUCUUACUGGCCUUUCAGACUCUCCCGUUCGUGCUUUCCGUCACACAAGUACCCUGGCUGCCAUGAAGAUGAUGACGGCUCUAGUAGACGUAGCCUUGAAUGUGAGCAUCAAUCGUGACAACACUCAGCGGCAAUAUGAGGGUGAGCGAGCUCGUGGCGGUGGUAGCGGUGCUUCCAGUAGCAGGCGUUCAGGCGCCGGCAACGACCGUCUCGAUGUGUUGAUGUCACGUCGUCAGGAGUUGGAGGAGAAUAUGAAGGAGGUGAAGGAUAUGCUCAUUCUCCUCUUUAAGGGCAUCUUCAUCCACCGAUAUCGCGACAGCCAGCCGGAGAUUCGAGCUAUCUGCAUCGCUGAAAUUGGUGUCUGGAUGCGUCGUUAUCCUGCCAUGUUCCUGGAUGAUAGCUAUCUAAAAUACAUCGGCUGGACACUUUAUGACCGGGUUGGUGAGGUUCGAUUGCAAUGUCUCCGUGCUCUUCAACCCCUCUACGACGACCCCACUUUUGUCUCGAAUUUGUCCCUUUUUACCUCUCGUUUUAAAAAGAGGCUUGUUGAUAUGACCCUGGAUAAGGAAUUGGAUGUUGCGGUCCAAGCCGUCAAAGUGGUCUCUUGCAUCCUCAAGCAUGCUGAAUCUAAGCUCGAGGAUAAGGAUUGCGAAAACAUUUAUGAGCUUGUCUACUGCACACACCGACCGCUUGCCCAGGCCGCGGGUGAAUUUCUGACGCUAAAGCUCUUCGAAGUUGAUGCCAACGCUCCAAUCACUCGAACAAGGAAGGGCAAAAAGCGCAGCGAGAACACUCCUCUACUCCGCGAUCUUGUGCAGUUCUUCAUCGAGAGUGAAUUGCAUGAGCACGCGGCAUACCUAGUGGAUAGUUUGUGGGAGAUUGCUCCUAUGCUACGUGACUGGGAAGCGAUGAUUGACUUGCUUAUUGAAGAACCGGGCAAAAACGAAGAACCUCUUGAUGCCAGUCAAGAAAGCAGCUUGAUUGAGAUCAUGGUCUGCUGUGUGCAGCAGGCAGCGACUGGGGAGAGUCCCGUUGGUCGCCAGUCGGGCUCACACUCAUCGUCAGCAGUUGUACUGGGUGCAGGUGAGACUGCGGUGCCUCGUGUCGGCCGAGGCGGGGUCCUCUCGGCGCGCGAAGCGAAGGCUCUUGCUGAGGCGAGGGCUCACAUGACGGAAGCCAUGAUUCCCGCCCUCCAUCCCCUUCUCACUCGUUUUGGCGAGUCCGCCGAACGGGCCACCUCUCUCCUCCAAAUCCCCCGCUAUAUGGACCUCGAAAUUUACACCACUGGGCGUCACCAACGCCAUCUGGACCUCCUCCUUCAGUGUGUUGAGCGGGUAGUAGAGCGACACACGGAUCCAGAGACGCUUCUAGCAUGUUCGAGAGCUUAUGAAGUGUUGUGCCAGGAUGAUCUGAGUAUCGCGGCAAACUGUCAGACUGUGCGGGGCACCCUCUUUGAUCGACUCACCGAUCUCUACCGUCGUGCCUUCCUCAGCUACUUCAACGAACAAGGUGAUGAACCUGAUGACGACGAUGAAUUCCAUCUUGUCUCUGCGCUCAAGCGUAUCUACGCCUUCUACUCCUGUCACGACCUCAAUGGGCUUGGCUUAUGGCAGAGUCUCAUCAGGAUAGUGAGCUAUGCUCCCGAAGAGGCGAGCCCCGAGAUCAUUGCCCAAGCUAUCGCAUGCUGCGCCAAAUCUCUUUUCUGGCGAUUAGCCCAUGUCAGCGAACCCGAUCCUUCCAAGGAUGAGGUUAAUGAGUUGCGUCAGAUGUUGGACAAUUACAUGUGCCUAUGCACUAAGUGGGUGGGGAAUGGCAACAAACGAAUAGCCACUGAGGCCUAUUUGUCUCUCUGUGAUCUCCUUGUGGCCUUCUCUCGCCACCUUGACGCUACAGAACCCAGCAUCAAGUCCCUCGCCUACGUUCCCGACCCUGCCAUUGAGACUGGUCUCAUCCGUUUCCUCGAAACAUUUGUAUUUGUUGAUGAUGAGGAGGACGAAAACCUCAAAUUCGAGGCCCUGCACGAGCGACGGAUCCAGCUGGCGGGUUUCUGCAAGUUGGUUGUCUACAACCUCCUUCCAAUCAAGUCGGCAGCUCCUCUGUAUAGGCACUACAUCCGUUUCCAUGGCGAAUUUGGCGAUAUCAUGAAAUCGACGCUAGGCAAGCUGCGCGAAAUAAACCGUGUUCAUACUGCCAAGAUGAUUGUCUACUGUCUGCAGCUGGGAUUUAGCGAACUACGGGCUGCCUGUCAGGGAAGUUCGUUGGAGCGCGCUUCAGAUGGCUUCCAGGCUCUACGCGAGCUGGCACGACGAUUGAAUCUCAGCUUCGGCUUGGACUUAAUAAAGAUUCGUGAGGCCAUGGUAGCCUUCCACUCGGACGGCAUCCAGUUUGUCCUCUCCACUACUCCCCCGGCUACCAACACUACAGCCGGCGAUACCCACUCUGUUCCCACCGGUCUUCUCUUCCUCGAGAUCAUGGCCGAAUUCUCUAACAAGCUACUGCAGCAAGACAAGCGCAGCAUAUCAAGCUACACGUUCAGGAUCUUCCCUCAAGCCUCUGGUGAGGAGUGGGCUUCCCUACAAGCCUAUAGAACAAGCCUUGAUCCAGACGCUUCUGAUCAUCACCCACUGGGUACAUCUAGCCAAAAUAUCGCCUCUGGCUCCGUUGGACCUUCUGGUCGAGGUCGGGGUAGACCGAGAAGGCCACGUCCUGACGAAGUUAUAGAUCCCGACGCGGCGCAAUUUGUGACAGGGACGACGAUAAAACGGAGGAAAGGGAACUCGGAGGACCUCUUUACUUCAGGAACUGCGUCCCCUGCCCGAAGACCCGGUCGAGUGGUAAAAGGCAGGCGACGACACCCGUUAUGCCUCCCGCGAUGGCCCCGGUGGGCCAUUGAUACACACGCAUCCAUGGGGCAGCGUGUGUUCCCCGAGCGACCCUCUUCCCCGGCAGCAGUACUAUCACCACUCUACCCAAGACCCCCCAUUAUUGAGACCCGGGUAGUCCGCUUUCUCCGGAACGAGUGUCUGCGCUAUGGUAGGCGUUCUCAUGUGCGUCUCUCCGUUAAGGACGUCGAUGGUCAUACCUACAUUGCUGCUUUGGCUAAAUUUCUCAAGAAAACUGGGAAGAUAAGGGUUCCUGACUGGGUAGAUGUUGUGAAACUAUCGACUGCCAACGAGCAGGCUCCCCACGACCCCGACUGGUUCUACGUACGCUGUGCUGCUGUACUUCGUCACCUUUACCUCAGGCCCACCGGUCUAACUGGCCUCAGCAAGGCCUUCGGUCGUGGCAAGCGAAAUGGUGUUUGCCCGCGCCACCACGUGCGUGCCUCUACUUCCAUACUCCGCCGAUGCCUCCAUGAAGUCGAGAACAUGGGUCUUGUCGAAAAGCGAACGGAUGGUGGCAGAGAAAUUUCACGCACUGGCCGCCGUGAUAUGGACAGUGUUGCAUAUGAAACUGCCAAGGCUCUCCGCGCGGCUAAGUGA
Molecule: messenger RNA, 4425 nt
Organism: Echinococcus granulosus
Lineage: Eukaryota; Metazoa; Platyhelminthes; Cestoda; Cyclophyllidea; Taeniidae
Product: Cohesin subunit
Exons: 21
Coding region: 1-4425 (1474 amino acids)
Biological process (GO): translation; sister chromatid cohesion
Cellular component (GO): ribosome; nucleus; cohesin complex
Molecular function (GO): structural constituent of ribosome; chromatin binding
Source: RefSeq, a predicted model, not a curated record